Hevea brasiliensis (rubber tree) is the source of this 829-nucleotide messenger RNA. RefSeq names its product transcription and mRNA export factor ENY2. The transcript has 5 exons. Gene Ontology annotation, cellular component: SAGA complex; DUBm complex; nuclear pore. NCBI's taxonomy places the organism in Eukaryota, Viridiplantae, Streptophyta, Magnoliopsida, Malpighiales, Euphorbiaceae. Gene Ontology annotation, biological process: positive regulation of DNA-templated transcription; poly(A)+ mRNA export from nucleus; regulation of transcription by RNA polymerase II. The record is from RefSeq and is a predicted model, not a curated record. The coding region runs from base 134 to 469 and encodes 111 amino acids. Gene Ontology annotation, molecular function: chromatin binding; transcription coactivator activity.
GAUCACUGAGCACGGCAAGGAAACGAUGUCGUUUUUUUGGCAUAUAAUUUGCACUACAACCGCUAUAAAAGGCUCAAAUUGCUAAAAGAUGUUUUGCCUUGGAUUGCUCGAUUUUCGUAGUAGCUGUUGACAAAUGAGAAAUUCGGUGAAUCGACCUCCAACACCGGAUGCAGCGGAGGAUCCAGGGAAAGAGCCUACGCUUCAAGAAAUUAUCAACAUUAAGUUGAUUGAGAGUGGAGAAAAGGAGCGAUUGAUGGAACUUUUGAGGGAAAGGCUUAUAGAAUGUGGAUGGAAAGACGAAAUGAAAGCUCUUUGCAGGGCAUUUAUAAAGAAGAAAGGGAGGAGCAAUGUUACUGUGGAUGACCUUGUACAUGUAAUUACCCCUAAGGGCAGAGCAUCUAUUCCUGAUUCCAUAAAGGCUGAGCUGUUGCAAAGAAUUCGUGCUUUUCUUGUUCAAGCUGCUGUUUGAUACACUAGCUAUGAGUCAUGAGUGUUGUGGAGUAGUAAGAAACUCAGAACCAUUAAUAGUAUGGAUGCAUAGUUUAGCGUCAUUGCCGCGAGUUAUCUUGAGAGAGUAGAGGUAACUUGAUUUACCUUAGUGGUAUUGCACGUUGCAAAACCAAGGAACGAAAAAUCAUACGGCCAAAGCAGGAGAGAAGUUUCAUCAGUUUACUCCUUUUACUUAUAAAUUCGAAAAUACAGUUUGGCAUAAUUAUUAUGUAAUGUUUCUCAACACACCUACUUCCAUUCCUCUAACUGCUCUGUUCUGGUUUGUUACCAAUUUCUGCUGCCUGCUCUAUAAUGAUUCUUUGCUCACUAUUGGCUGAUA